This is a messenger RNA of Folsomia candida, 1922 nucleotides long. Its product is annotated as myrosinase 1. Gene Ontology annotation, molecular function: beta-glucosidase activity. The transcript has 10 exons. NCBI's taxonomy places the organism in Eukaryota, Metazoa, Arthropoda, Collembola, Entomobryomorpha, Isotomidae. The coding region runs from base 195 to 1706 and encodes 503 amino acids. Gene Ontology annotation, biological process: carbohydrate metabolic process. The record is from RefSeq and is a predicted model, not a curated record.
UCGCAGUCAGUCAUGAGUUUAGUAUGUAAGUCGCUUGAAAGUCAUAUCUCACAAAAUAUUCCAUCACAGUAUUAUGUUUGGACUUGUAAAAAUGCUGUAAAUAUAUGCGUUAUUAAUUUUUCGCGUGAUCUCGUCAAGUCGGCGAAUUUCUCAGACAAAAAGGUUACUGUUUAAAGCCAGAUUUAUUUAUCAAGAUGCGAAGCCAGGCAAGACUGUUUUUCCUACUUUUCGGACUAAUCGGUUUAGUGAAAUGUGACGAGGAUGAAUUUUUAUACGGAAAAUUCCCCCCAGGAUUUAAGUGGGGUUUGUCCGUGGCAAGUUAUCAGACGGAAGGUGCUUACCAGGAGGAUGGGAAAGGGGUCUCAAUUUGGGACACUUUUACCCAUCAAACGCCCAGUCCGAUUCUUGACGAGAGCAAUGGAGAUAUAGCUUGCUUGUCGUACCACAAGAGUGAGGAGGAUGUCCAGUUGUUGAAGAACAUGGGGGCAACUACAUACCGGUUUUCCCUCUCCUGGGCUCGCAUCCUCCCAAACGGUACUGUUGACAAUAUAAACGCCAAGGGAAUCGAGUAUUACGACAAACUGAUAAAUCUCCUCAUAAAAAAUGGGAUUGAACCCGUCGUAACGUUGUAUCAUUGGGACCUGCCACAACAUUUACAAGACUUAACGGGGGGAUGGCCAAGUGAGGAAAUGAUCCCCUAUUUCGUUCAGUAUGCUGAAUUGGCAUUCUCAAAAUUUGGGGACCGUGUCAAGACGUGGACGACGUUUAAUGAGGCGUGGGUUGUUUGCCUGAUUGGUUAUGGCGAAGGAGUAUUUGCCCCAGGGAUUAAAGAAAUAUCAGAAACGCCAUACAAAUGUGCCCACACAAUACUCAAGGCGCACGCUCAAACUUAUCGAAUGUUUGAUGAAAAAUUUCGGCCUAAAUUUGGAGGAAAACUUGGCAUCGUUAUUGACUCGGGUUGGUACAUAGCUGCAGAUGAGAAUGACCCUAAAGACGUUGACGCUGUCGAGAGGGCUCUUCAGUUUAAACACGGAUUAUUCGCCAGCCCUUUAGUUUUUGGAAAAUAUCCCGACAUUGUGAGAAAAUAUGUGGACGAAAAGAGUCAAAAUGAGGGAAGAAGUUCAUCCAGGCUUCCAACAUUUGAUGAAGAAUGGUCAACUUUUCUGUCUGGCGGCGUAGUCGAUUUUCUCGGCCUUAAUCACUACACGACCCAAAUGGUGUCCGCCAAGCCAACGCGUGGCCCCCCAUCCUGGUACACAGAUCAAGACCUUAGCACUUAUCAAGACGACGCCUGGCCUAAGUCGGCGUCUUCCUGGCUGCGCGUCGUUCCCUCCGGAUUUCGCCACAUCCUCAAUUGGAUCAAAAACACGUAUGGAAACAUUGAGGUGCUCGUGACGGAAAAUGGCUUCAGCGAUACGGCCGACGCUGAUUGGAACGACGACGACAGGGUCAACUAUUUCAAACAGUAUACGAACAACAUGCUCAAAGCAGUGACGAUUGAUGGCUGCAAUGUUACCGGAUAUUUGGGCUGGAGCUUGCUGGAUAAUUUUGAAUGGGCGAGCGGAUACACAGAACGGUUCGGCGUGCAUUGGGUAAAUUUCAGUGACCCUGACAGAACGAGAACACCAAAAAAAUCUGCCGCAUUUCUCAAGGAACUCUUUACAAAUAAUGGAUUUGCGAAAGUGGACAAAAAGGACGAAUUUUAAUUUUGAUUAAGUACGACGUGUCGAGACUGUGAUAUAUAAUAUUUAGUUAGAUUGUGGGUCCGUAAAUGAACAAUUAAAUUUUUAUCAUUUACCAAUCACGUACAUUUUGUAAUAUAUGUAUUUACCAUAUUUGAAUGUUUAUUAAACAAGCUGGAAAAGUGUCUCGUCUCGUUUCUUGUUGAAUAAAUUGCUGUUAUAGGCGUCAAAGUUUCUCCA